This is a messenger RNA of Amborella trichopoda, 3646 nucleotides long. It is a transcript of the gene RIF10, whose product is annotated as polyribonucleotide nucleotidyltransferase. The record is from RefSeq and is a predicted model, not a curated record. NCBI's taxonomy places the organism in Eukaryota, Viridiplantae, Streptophyta, Magnoliopsida, Amborellales, Amborellaceae. Gene Ontology annotation, biological process: mitochondrial mRNA catabolic process; mitochondrial RNA 3'-end processing. Gene Ontology annotation, cellular component: chloroplast stroma; mitochondrion; cytosol. Gene Ontology annotation, molecular function: polyribonucleotide nucleotidyltransferase activity; RNA binding; 3'-5'-RNA exonuclease activity.
GAAGUAUCCCCAACAACAUGCAGACAAAUGCUAGGGAUAGAUUCGUCAUUUUACUCUCACAGGGAGCUUGAAACCGGAUAAACCGAGUGCUCUUCUCUGAGCAUUUGUUGCAGAGAGAGAGAGAGAGGAAAUGGUGCGCUCAAUUCAUUGCUCUCAUGGCGGUAGACCUCCUCAAAUUCUCUCCCUUUCUCUCUCCUCCAAAACGCUAACAUUCCCUCUCUCUCUACCAUCUUCCUUAACCACUUCAUUCCCUUGUCUCUCCUUGAAACUACGCCCUAGGAAAUCUCGAGCUCUUGCUGGCACUUCAAAGUCAAAUAAUUCACUGAAAACAGUUCAAUGCUCCUCUUCUGAUUCAAACCCUAGAAAUGUCGACGAGUCGAAUUAUAUGCCCCAGCCUUUCUCUGUGAAAAUCCCCGUUGGUGAUCGACAUAUCCUUGUCGAGACUGGGCUCAUUGGGAGACAAGCUAGUGGAGCUGUUACAGUAACAGAUGGGGAAACUAUUAUCUACACAUCUGUCUGUUUGGCUGAUGUCCCAAGUGAGCCUUCUGAUUUUUUCCCUUUAUUUGUCAAUUAUCAAGAGCGUUUUUCUGCUGCAGGCCGAACUAGUGGUGGGUUUUUCAAACGAGAAGGGAGGGCAAGAGAUCAUGAGCUUCUGAUUUGUAGAUUGAUAGAUAGGCCAUUGCGACCAACGAUGUUGAAGGGCUUCUACCAUGAAACACAAAUCCUAUCAUGGGUUUUGAGUUACGACGGUUUGCACUCUCCUGAUGCCCUCGCGAUCACUGCAGCUGGAAUUGCUGUAGCUCUGUCAGAAGUACCUAAUUCCAAAGCAGUCACAGGAGUCAGAGUUGGCCUUAUCAGUGAUCAGUAUAUUGUCAAUCCAACCACAAAACAAAUGGAGGAAUCUGAGUUAGAUUUGGUGCUUGCUGGGACUGAAGACGCCAUAUUGAUGAUAGAGGGUUACUGCAAUUUUCUGUCGGAGGACAAGUUAUUGAAAGCUGUGGAGAUUGGACAGGAGGCAGUGCGAGCAAUGUGCAAGGAGGUGGAGGCGCUGGUUAAGGAGUGUGGAAAUCCUAAGAUGCUUGAAGCAAUUAAAUUACCUCCUCCGGAGCUGUAUAAGAAUGUAGAAGAAAUUGCUGGUAAUGAACUGGUAAAAGUGUUACAAAUCAACAGAAAAAUUCCAAGAAUCAAGGCUCUUUCUGCACUGGAAGAGAGUGUUUUGACUGUGCUUGCAGAAAAAGGACUUCUUGUGAAAGAAGGUACUUCAGUUGUCAGUGAAGUUAUACCUGAGAUUGAUGAGGAUGAAGAUGAGGAUGAGGUGGUCAUUGUGGAUGGUGAAGUGGAUGAAGGUGAUUUUCAUAUAAAACCAGUUUCUCGAAAACCUGUCACCUUGUUGUUCUCUGAAGUGGACGUGAAGCUGGUUUUCAAAGAGGUUACCUCAAAGUUUUUACGCAGACGGAUUGUUGAGGGGGGAAAAAGAAGUGAUGGUCGGACCCCAUCUGAGUUACGCUCAAUUCAUUCACGAUGUCGACUACUUCCAAGAGCACAUGGAAGUGCCCUUUUUACUCGAGGAGAAACACAGUCACUUGCAGUUGUCACUCUUGGAGAUAGGCAAAUGGCUCAACGCUUGGAUAACCUCAUUGAUGUUGAUGAACUGAAGCACUUCUAUCUGCAGUAUUCCUUUCCACCGUCAUGCGUUGGAGAAGUUGGACGAAUAGGAGCACCAAGUAGAAGGGAAAUUGGUCAUGGAAUGCUUGCAGAAAGAGCUCUUGAACCUAUUUUGCCUUCAGAUGAAGAUUUUCCCUACACUAUACGAGUAGAGAGUACGAUUACGGAAAGCAAUGGCUCUUCAAGCAUGGCUUCUGUCUGUGGAGGUUGCUUAGCCUUACUAGAUGCUGGUGUUCCAGUGAAGUGUCCAGUUGCUGGGGUAGCAAUGGGUAUGGUUUUCGACACAAAGGAAUUUGGAGGAGAUGGUACCCCACUUAUUCUUUCUGAUAUCAGCGGAUCUGAAGAUGCCUCUGGAGAUAUGGACUUUAAGGUUGCCGGUACUGAGGAUGGUAUAACAGCAUUUCAGAUGGACAUAAAGGUAGGAGGAAUCACGAUACCUGUCAUGAAACAAGCACUUUUACAGGCCAAGGAAGGACGGACGCAUAUUCUUGCUGAAAUGCUGAAAUGUACCCCUCCUCCAUCAAAGAAACUAUCAAAGUAUGCUCCAUUGAUUCAUGUUAUGAAGGUUAAACCCGAGAAGGUAAAUAUUAUCAUUGGCUCCGGUGGGAAGAAAGUAAAGAGCAUCAUUGAAGAGUCUGGAGUAGAAGCUAUUGAUAUGCAAGAUGAUGGCGUGGUGAAAAUUACUGCAAAGGACAUGACUAGCUUGGAAAAAUCCAAAGCCAUUAUAACAAAUCUGACAAUGGUUCCAACUGUGGGCGAUGUUUACAGGAACUGCGAAAUCAAAUCCAUUGCACCUUACGGAGUGUUUGUUGAGAUAGCUCCCGGAAGAGAGGGUCUCUGUCAUAUCAGUGAGUUAAGUUCAAGUUGGUUGCCAAAUGCUGAGGAUAUCUUCAAAGUUGGAGAUCGUGUGGAUGUCAAACUCAUUGAGAUAAAUGAAAAGGGUCAUCUGCGUUUGAGCCGUCGCGCACUACUUCCUGAUCCAGGCCCUGAUAAAUCCAGUGCUAAGCCAAAAUCAAGUAGCCCUUCAAAAGAAUAUUCGGUGGCCCAAAAUGCCUCUCCUGAGAAGGGAACCAAAGAGGAGGAGAAUAAGGAAGAAGCAUCAUCUAGAGCCAGCCAACCAGCCAAAGUUAGCACUCCAGAGAAAUUUAUCAGGAAAUUAGUUGCUGCUAAAGAUGGAGUGAAUGUUAACAAGGAGAAGCAAACGAAGAGCGGCGGUAAAACCAUAACCAGUGCCAUGGCUAAAGAUGAGGCUACUUUAGUUAAUGGUGAGGCUAAAGUUGGUUAAUGGGUUCAUGAAUAAGUGACCUGUGUUACUGGCACAUCGUAAUUGCAGACUGGACAGCAAUCAGAUGAUUCUUUUUGUCCGUAACAUGAAUUUCAGGGAAGGAAUCAAGUCCGCAUCUACAAAAAGUAUGGAGUGUUCAAUUUCAUCUCCCUUCUUCAGAAUUGCUUUCUUUCAUUGGGGCCUCAGGCUAGAAGACAUUAAGAAGCAUUGAAGUUUUCAUGGAGAGGGAAUUUGAUUUGCCCCGUUUGUUAUAUUCGCGUGUUUAGAAAAAGUUUUGGAUGAGUUCCUUCCUCCUAGGCUUACCUUUCAAUUAUAUCUAUUGGAACUCCAAGCCCAGUAAGUUAUACAGGUCCUAUUUUACGAUUGGCCAGCCCCGGGCAAAUGCUAAGGGCAUCGGAGAGGGCUUUAUGAGUGGGUGGGAGGAUGUAUAUGGUUUCCCUAUGCGGGGUUGUUGGCUUAACUGAUCCUGCUUUGGAUACUUGAACAAAAACAAUUUUAAUGGCUUUUGCUUCUUCAUAAUCAGAAUCGUCUAUUUACUAACUAAUAUGGUUUACAUAGUUCUACAUACUGUAUUUUGGAUUUUUUAAUACAUUGUUCAUUCGGGAAUUAUUAGAAUCUUGUAGAGUGAUCCAUUGAUAAUCUGAUAUUUUAAUUUUGCUGUAAUUUUUGGGAAAUAAUUUGGUAAUGACUUGUGUA